Molecule: messenger RNA, 900 nt
Organism: Rosa rugosa (rugosa rose)
Lineage: Eukaryota; Viridiplantae; Streptophyta; Magnoliopsida; Rosales; Rosaceae
Exons: 2
Coding region: 1-900 (299 amino acids)
Biological process (GO): DNA integration
Molecular function (GO): nucleic acid binding
Source: RefSeq, a predicted model, not a curated record
AUGCGGGAGCAUGCAGAAAUCACUCAGGCGCCAGAUCUCUGGCUAAUCACACCAUGCGGCAAGGAUACUUCUGGCCCACACUCGCCGACGACGCUAGAGAAAUCUUCAGAUCUUGCCACAAAUGCCAACAGUAUGCAGAUCUCCCUCAUGCCCCAGCAGAGCCGCUCUCUAUGGGGCCUCGACCUGGUUGGCAAGUUACCAACCGCGAAGGGCCAAUUCAAAUACAUCAUUGUGGCCAUUGAUUACAAUAGCAAAUGGAUAGAGGCGGAACCACUGACAGCAAUUACUACUGCCAAGGUAAUCCACUUCCUGUGGAAAAAUAUCUAUUGCCACUACGGCGUCCCCCACACCAUCAUCACAGACAACGGAACACAGUUCAAUAACAAAGAGAUCAUAUCUUUCACCGCCAACCUGGGCACCAAGAUGAGUUUCGCAUCUGUGGCGCACCCUCAGACCAACGGCCAGGUUGAGGCGGCAAACAAGAUAAUCAAGAAACUCCUAAAAAAGAAACACGACGACGCCAAGGGCUUAUGGGCGGAGCGAUUACCAGAGGUUCUGUGGGCAAUUAGGACAACCCCAACAUCCGCCAAUGGCGAAACGCCAUUCUGUAUGAUGUUCGGAACUGAGGCCGUCUUACCCAUAGAAGUCACUCAACCUACCGCCAGGGUCGAAGGCUACUGCCCCAAGACCAACGACGAAGGCAUCAACCUCGACAAAGAUCUCCUCGAGGAAAAGCGCCACAAAGCCCAUUUGAACAACUUGCAAAACAAACAGCGGCAAAAGCACAAGGCAAGAAACUCUAGCGGUAUAUCCACGAGCAAAGAACACAAUAAACAAAAACACUUCACAUAUCUAGGGUCGGGACUCCCCGCCCAAAAGGUCAAGUCAAGUUACAAAUAA